AUGGAGGACUUUGAGCAUUGUCUCGGCUCUCUGAUCGCGCUCUCUCGGCUGUAACAUAUCUCGUUGUUGAUAUUAGGGCCUGUCGCUGUCCUGAGAGGUUCGCGAAAGGGUUGGGGCCUCGGAAACCUACGGGGUCCUUGGAAGAGCAGGAGGAGCAGCAGGAGCAGGAGGAUCGCCUUCGUCUCGAUUACUGUGAGCCAUAUCAUUAUGAGCACAUGGAGCCUUUGAAUAUUGCGAAACCAGAGGAUGCAAAAAUCAUACAGGUCUGGGCAGAGGUUGCAAGCAGACUUGCCAAACACGCACAACCAACCCUCGAACUCGAACUUAUGUGCGAUUGCGCUGACGCUGCCACGGCUAAUGCGGUAGUAACACCACUCUAUGACCUACCAAUCCUCGAUAGCUUUGCAAUUCGUCUUGCCAAGUACCACAAUAAGGGUCUCCAGUCCUUCGCAGAUGCAGUCUAUGAUCGAAUCACUGGUCGUUCUCCAACAUCAACAUUCCAUCGUUGGAACGAUCUGAGCAUCGAGGUGCGUUUACGCAUACUAGAAUAUACCGGACUUGUAGCCGACAACGAAGAGGUAUUUUGGCAUCAACGCUGGGGCUACUUCAUGCCUCAAAGGAUUACAUCCUGCAGAGUACUAGCAUGCAGGAGUAGCCAUACCGCCACUUCAACUCAACGCCUGGCUGGAACCUGCGAUAAUCACCUCAUCAUACGCUCGCUCUUCCCGGUUUUCAAACAGAUGAAAGCUGAGGCGUCCACGAUCUUCUUUUCGAAAAACAGUUUUGUGGUUAUGCCAAGGAUAGGGGUACGCGGCUUGGAGGACAGGAGACGGGUAACCUCUUGACAACACGCAAGAGGUAGAGUUAUUCCUGAAUUCCAUUGGACGGUCCAACAUCAACAGGUUGCGGAGAUUGGAGAUUGUCAUCGCACACCCCGAGUACCCCUGUUUUGGAGAAGCCGCCAGGAGCUAUCUCUCAUGGCUUAGAGCGAUUGAGUUACUCAAAGGAUCAGCCAAUCUCUCUGCGUUGACUCUUUCCUUCAGUUAUUUUAGUAGCCCCGAAGAUGAUCGUAGGAACCAACAGAGAGUUCUCAGGAAAACCAUGCAGAUAUUGACGGUGCUGAAAGGACUGAAGGAUUUCUGGGUACUCGAGUGGAGCAAGUACGUGGUCUUCGAGGACAGAGAAACCUACGAAACGGAUCUCAGAUCUAGAGAGGAGAGACUGGAAAAGAUUGUUAUGGGUGAGGAGUAUAAUGCUCUUACAAGAGGGAAGGAUAAAGUCACGGAAAAUAUGACUUCGAUGACUGGCUUCGUCACGACCCCACCCGGGAGUGGGUUUUCCAUACAAAAUGAAGAUGUGGAGAUCUCAGUUGUAUGGUUAAUUCUCCUUGGAUUACUCAGAUCAACGAAGGGCACAAGAUUUGAUAGGAUCUGGCAGAGAAAGACAGUGUGUGACGAGGUAUAG
Hymenoscyphus albidus is the source of this 1464-nucleotide messenger RNA. The record is from the annotation of a GenBank genome assembly. Lineage: Eukaryota; Fungi; Ascomycota; Leotiomycetes; Helotiales; Helotiaceae.